Molecule: messenger RNA, 1923 nt
Organism: Rhodotorula graminis WP1
Lineage: Eukaryota; Fungi; Basidiomycota; Microbotryomycetes; Sporidiobolales; Sporidiobolaceae
Exons: 2
Coding region: 1-1779 (592 amino acids)
Biological process (GO): 'de novo' NAD+ biosynthetic process from L-tryptophan
Cellular component (GO): cytoplasm
Molecular function (GO): heme binding; indoleamine 2,3-dioxygenase activity; metal ion binding
Source: RefSeq, a predicted model, not a curated record
AUGGCGUCCCACCAGCACCCGCACCAGCCGUCGUCGCCCUCGCGCCCCGCUCACCGCCGCGUCCCUUUCCCGAUCUUCGAGGACGACCACGCCGCGCCCUUCCACCCGGCCCAGCUCCCCUCGGACCACUUCCUCGCUCAGCGACCCGUCACCCCUCCCCGCCCCGACUCGGUCAUCGACCCGGUCUGGCUCGACGGCGCUCGCCCCGACACCUCGUCCCUCGCCGCCGCCGACUACGACGUCUCGGUCCACACGGGCUUCCUGCCCGCCGACGAGCCCGUCCAGUCGCUGCGAGGACUCGGCUCGGGCUGGGACGCCCUCGAGGGCGCCCUCGAGCAGGUCGAGCGCGAGGCGGCCGUGCCCGGUGGGGCUGUCGGGAGGAUCAGCGGGCGGUGGAUGCACGGCGUUCGCGAGUUGCCGCAAGCCUCGGUCGAGCCGCUCACGACCCUCCCCCUCCUCCGCCGCGCCCACGUCCUCCUCGCCCACCUCGUCCACUUUUACAUGCACGGCACGUUCCCGUCGCAGUCGGUCGUCCCGGCCUCACUUGCCGUCCCGCUCGUCCAGGUGAGCGACCGCCUUGGCCUGCCGCCCAUCCUCACGUACGCCGACACGGUCCUGUGGACCUGGCGCCUCACCGACAAAGCCCGAGGGCUGCGCGCCGACAACGUCGAGAUCACGACGACGUUCACCCAGACGCCCUCGGAGCGCGCCUUCUUCCUCCUGUCGCUCUUCUGCGAGCUGCACGGCCCGGCCAUCCUCCGCCUCAUGUCGGCGACGCUCGACGAGGUCUUCUUCGCCGACCGCACCGCCCUCGGCCGCAUCGCGAGCUACCUGCGCUCGAUCGCGAGCCUCGUCGACGAGCUCACGGCGCUCAUGGCGGCGGCGACGUCGUCGACGGGCGGGUUCGGGCCCGGCGCGAGGGAGCGCAUCGUGCCCGAGGUCUUCUACUGGGAGAUCCGGCCCUGGUUCAACGGCGGCAAGUGGACGUACGAGGGCGUCGGUCCGCACGGCGAGGACAAGGAGAUGGAGUGGGGCGGGCCCUCGGCGGGCCAGUCGAGCCUCGUCCACGCGCUCGACCUGUUCCUCGGCGUCGACCACAUGCCGCGCGCCGCUCCCGCCCCCGGGCACGGUCACGCGCACGGUCACGCGCACGGCCACGGGUCGCUCGCGCGCGAGCGCAAGGUCGAGGCGUCGGCGUUCCCGGGCACGUUCCACGACGAGCACGACGAGGACACGGCGGCGGCGGUGCGCGCUGCGGCGACGGGCGGGCCCAAGGCGGCGCUCCACAAGGCGCCCUCGGACGCCACCUUCAUGCAGCGCAUGUCGCACUACAUGCCCAGCCACCACCGCGCCUUUCUGUCGCACCUCGAGUCGCUCCACUCGCCCAACCCGCACGCACCGCUCGCGCCCGUCCUCCCCUCGCUCCGCAAACUCGCCCGCCGCCACCCGCACGAGCUCGGCUCGGCGUACGACGGCGCCGUGAGCGCCAUGAAGCGCUUCCGCGACGCCCACAUGCGCCUCGCGACCGUCUUUAUCGUCCAGCAGGCCCGGCGCGAGCCCGCUCGCGAGUCGGUCCACUGGGCCGAGUGGGAGGCCAAGCGCGUCGCCAAGGAGCAGGCCGACGAGGCGCGGCGCAUGCAGGGCGCGAGCGCCGGCCGCGGCGAGGCCGACAAGCUCGUCGGCACGGGAGGGACCGAUCUCGUCAGCUUCCUCAAGCGCUGCAGGGACCGCACGGUCGAGGCGCUCCUCGGUGACGACGAUGUGCAGGCGCAGGCCUAGCCGCAGGAACAGCAGCAGGAGGAGGCGCAGGCGCAGGUGCGGCUCGUUCGCUGUCGGGACUUGUACAUAGAUCAGUGCUCGGGCCGUGGUUCGCCCUUGUCGUGUUGUACGACCGCGCAAAUGGACACUCGCAUUCUCUCCUGC